This is a messenger RNA of Perca fluviatilis (European perch), 6378 nucleotides long. RefSeq names its product hypermethylated in cancer 1 (gene hic1). The record is from RefSeq and is a predicted model, not a curated record. Bases 256 to 2559 code for a protein of 767 amino acids. The transcript has 2 exons. Gene Ontology annotation, biological process: regulation of transcription by RNA polymerase II. Lineage: Eukaryota; Metazoa; Chordata; Actinopteri; Perciformes; Percidae. Gene Ontology annotation, cellular component: nucleus. Gene Ontology annotation, molecular function: protein binding; DNA-binding transcription factor activity, RNA polymerase II-specific; RNA polymerase II cis-regulatory region sequence-specific DNA binding.
UCUCCGCCGGCAGGUUUGGUCCGACCGGACCCCAACACAGUCUGAAGUGUCAGAUAGUCUUGUUAACACGUGAGAUAUUCAGUGUAUGGAAGAGAGUGAAAGAAAGGGAAACCGGGAGACAGAGGGCUGCUAAAUAACACGGAAGAUAAGUUUUGAGAGGGAGAGAGAGAGAGAGAGAGAGAGAGAGAGAGAGAGAGAGAGAGAGAGAGAGCGAGAGAUAGGGAGCUGGACUUGGAGGAAACUGCGGAGGACCUAAUGAGGGAAUGCCGAAAAGGAGAGCAGACAUACGGCCAGAGCACCAGACAUGAGUCCGAGAUAUCUGUUGUUGCAGGUGGCGGACUGAAGACGAUGCUGGAUGCCAUGGACGUUCCAAGUCAUGCUAGGGAUCUCCUCCUGCAGCUCAACAGCCAACGAACCAAAGGCUUCCUGUGUGAUGUUAUCAUCGUGGUGCAGAACGCCCUCUUCAGAGCUCACAAGAACAUUCUGGCUGCCAGCAGCCUCUACUUGAAAUCUUUGGUGGUCCAUGACAAUCUCAUCAACCUCGACCACGAGAUGGUGAGUCCAGGGGUCUUCAGGGUCAUUCUGGACUACAUCUACACAGGCCGCCUUAGUGAGGGAGACCCCACUUCCCCCACUGAACCCAAUCUAGGGGCCGUCUUGGCGGCAGCCAGCUACCUUCAGCUGCUCGACUUAGUGGCUUUGUGCAAAAAGAAGCUGAAAAGAAAUGGCAAGUACCCUCCCCGCCCAGGUCCUGCAUUUCUGCCCUACCCAAAGAUGGGGCCCAAUAACAUGGGUUUAGGGAGUGGUGGCAGGUAUAGGAUUUCGACUCCUGUCAUUCAGUCCUGCCCUCCAGGUGGAAUUUUAAAUAACAAUGCAACCCGAGCAUCACCACUAGAGGAGCUAGUUCCCCAUAGACUAGCCGUUCAUGCUGCGGAACUGUAUGCUCCCACCUCCAUCCAGGGCUCUCAGGUGUUCCCGGCCCUGCAGUCAGCUCUGCCUGCCCAUAUUGGGCGCUCAGCCCACCCUGAGAGGAACUGCUCCCCCAGCUAUGGCCUUGAUCUCUCCAAGAAAAGCCCCAACUCCCAGUCUCAGCACACACCCUCUCAGUCCCAUCUGGCGAACGCUCACAACGAUGAGGAGCGAGACGGGACUCUGAGCGGACGCACUAGUCCCACGCAGGGGACGAAUGGAAGGGCCUUCCCCUCCGAAAAAAUGGAGUCGACUGACCAGGCAAGCUCCCUCACUCCUCCACCAUUCCUCCAUCACAACCAGCCUCUUGGCCCGCACCUCCCCCACCUGCACCGCUCGGGCUCCCAGGGAAGAGAUCGCUACCCGUGCCCCCCCAGCCCUGACACCCCCACAGAGGGUGGAGAGGCAGGCAGAGACAUGGGAAACAUCUACCGCUGGGUGAAACACGAGCCACUGUCGUACACAGCUGAAGAUGAAGAUGAGGAUGAGGACGAGGAAGAAGCGGGGGAAAACGGAGAACAGCAUCAUAACCACCACAAGGCCGGGGAGGAGAGCGAAGGAGCCGACGACAAGAGCGGGUCGGGCACAGAGGAGACGGGCAGCAGUGAAGGCCGCCCGUCCCCUUCUGGACAAAUGGGGAGGUUCCACAUACCGUAUGAGCCGGAGAGCUUCGGGGACAAUCUGUAUGUCUGCAUUCCCUGUGACAAAGGCUUUCCGAGCUCAGAGCAGCUCAAUGCACACGUGGAGACACACACGGAAGAAGAGCUGUACGGCAACUCCGGUGGGGAGAUGGGAAACGGCAAUAACGGCAGCACCAAAAACAUGAGCAGUAAUACAAACGGUUACGGGAGUCUGAACAGCUGCAACAGUUUGAACAGUCUGUCCCACCUGGAGACCAAGUCCAGCCAGGGGCUGGGCUCGGGGGGCAUCGGGGAGAUGAUCCGACCCUACCGCUGUUCCUCCUGUGAGAAGUCCUACAAAGAUCCAGCCACUUUGCGCCAGCAUGAGAAGACCCACUGGCUGACCCGGCCUUACCCCUGCAGCAUCUGUGGCAAGAAGUUCACGCAGCGCGGCACCAUGACGCGCCACAUGCGUAGCCACCUGGGCCUUAAACCUUUUGCCUGCGACUCCUGUGGCAUGCGCUUCACCCGCCAGUAUCGCCUAACCGAGCACAUGCGCAUCCACUCAGGGGAGAAGCCCUACGAAUGUCAGGUGUGCGGAGGGAAGUUCGCUCAGCAGCGCAACCUCAUCAGCCACAUGAAGAUGCACAGCAGCGGAGGGACUGCAGGGGGCCUGACCGCGGAUGGGAAACUGAAGCUGGACUUUGCCGAGGGCAUCUACCCUCUGAGUAAAUAUGCGGCAGAGCAUCUGGGGCUGAAGCAGGAGAAGGCCAAUGAGCUUCUCAUCCAAGCCCAGCAGCAACUGGUAGCUGAUGCGAAGGUCAUGGAAAGCCUCUACCCGCUGUCCAAACUGGCCUCAGAGCACCUGGGCCUCGCCCACGACAAGAUGGAUGUCCUGGGCCAACCCCUCCCCCCUCCUCCACAGGCCCUCUCUGAAGCCCGCACCAUUGACCGCUACUCACCCAGCUAAGACCACAUGACCUGUAUAAAUGGCAGUCACCAAUAGAUCUGUGCACACAUAACUUGCAGUAUUCUAAAGCCAUUCACCUCAACACAAAUCUCCUCUGCACUUCAGACUCAGGCCAGGAGGAAUUGGCCUGCUCAUGCACACCAAAAGGUGUAGACUCUAAGUGCCUUUAUAUGCAUCUAAUGUAUCUUAAAGUCCUCCUUCAUAAAGGAGCUCUGUGCUAUUCCGUGACCAAGAGACACUCACUCAAAGAAGUCCUGUAUUUAUGUACAGUGUAUGCAAACAAACUUAAAAAAAAGAAAAGAAAGAAAAUUACAGCCAUUGAGCCAAAGUGACAAAUUGAAAACCCAAAUGAAAUUGUUUUAUUUAUUUUUGUAUUUUGGUGAAAUCCAAAGAGAAACUGUUGCAAGGAAAUGUUGCAAUCUGACCCUAAACCUGUGUACUAUCAAGUAUCACCAGUGUACAAGUAAAUGAAAAAGCACAUAAGGACAAGAUUCAGGGUUUGAGUCCAGACCUGAGCGGAACUUUUACCAAAUGAAUAAGCCAACUCUUCUGGACUUUAAAGUAAUGGGAGGAUAUUUUUUUUUUUUCCUUCUUCUGUUUUUUUUUUGGGGGUACUGGAUCAUUUAUGUAUCCCAGCUUCUCCAAAUCAUGCUCCUGCUUCCCAAGUUGCAAGGGAAUGACUGGCAUCUCGGUAAAGUCUCCUCUGUUUUAUUUUCUCCACAUUUUUUUAAAAGUAACCCACUACCCCACAUACUUGUGCGGAUAAAGACUCAUGCUAUGUGACAGUAAUGGUAGCUUAAUCAGCCUUACACGCAGCGUGUAACCCUUCUUGACCUAAAACUUUGCAUUCUGUCUAACAUCCCUUAGCUUUCAGUUGUUAUUGAGAUGCAAUAAGCAAAGCCCUGUGAUCUCAUAACUGGGACACGAUUGCACAUACCCAACUGAUGACACACUAAUCCCUGUUCACGAGGAGCGUAGCUUCAUCUCGCUGCGUAGACGAAGCGUGGGUGUUGCCUCUGACAUUGUGUAAUAUUUACAAUUAUGGAUGCAGCCGAGCAGAGAGGCAGGGACGAGGUCAGAACGGAUGGCACAGAAAUCUGUCAUUUACUUUCAACAGCAAUUACUCUAUUCACAGCAGCCUGAUGAUUCAUCGUGUAGCGACGGUAGUCGGACGCCGCAUUGCCGCAGCUCCACCGUCCCACCUCUCAUUUGUCCUCCCUCCCCUGCAGUCUGUUGUCUGGGAGCCCUGCUACCGUUGACAGGCCAAAGUGAGUGCUGUACUCAGCCCUUUGCCUUAAAAGCGCUUCACUCCACUCCACUCGCCCCACACAGAUACACACUCCCUCCCCCUCCACAGACACAUAGCGAGCUGCUAAUCUGUCCGCGAUAUGAACAUGAGAAGGGGUUUGUGGGUCGUCCCCUGGAAGCCAGCGGGCGAACAGCGCACCCCAGCUGCCGUGCCUCAGUAAUCCCUGUGAAAUCUCACUUUCUCCUGGACAAUUCCCACCGCUCGCCGGCAUGAUGUCCCAUUUCAUGCCUGCCAUCUUACCCCUCUGAUCCACUUAUUAACAUCGUAUCCGAAACCGAGCGAACGUCUCCCUGCCCAGCCUCCCUUUCCCGCUUGUAUCAAACGUGAAAUCAAAGAAUGACAUAUUUCUGUGUUGGCUGACCAGCAGUUCCUCCAGCUUGAAAACAAAAGAGCACUUAAAAAGGUUGCGGGUUGACGGCACAUUUUUGUCUUUCAAAUGUUUAUUCCAAAGAACGUGCUGGCCUUUGGUUUUCUUUAACCACUUUUACUGGUCCUUGAUUCAGAUUAGGAAUGUCUGACCACUAUAGUGCCAAUGCCAACCUCAGUGGGUGAAUGUGAAGACUAAAGCCAUAAAUACACUGUGAUAGAGGUAGUGAAUCCUAAAGGCUUCAAAGAAAAAAAAGAAGAAAAAAAAACAGAGACAAUGUGCCUGACUUUUGGGAUUGUUAUUCUUUAAAUGUAACAAUAAUUUAAGGGCUUCUUCUCUGUAGCAUAUGAUCAUAUCAAACAUGUUGUUUUCUGUCACUUUUUUUUUUUUUUUUGAACUGAAAGCUACGCACGAGAAACUGGUGCUUACCUCAGGACUGAACCCAGCAUGGGGACGCUAAGCUUUACUAAACCUUCCAAUUACAAUGUCAGCACACACACUUACACAGACACCCAUGCACACACACUUUUUUAUUUUCUUAUCAACAGGGCUCAGUGUUCCUGUGUUAAACCUGUGGUUUUUUUCUGUGUUUAUACAUUUCUUGUUUUAUGGUGAAGAGAUAACAUGUGAUAUUAACAUUUUCUUUGUUUUUAUUUUGUACUAUGCGGUAUACAUUUUCUAUUGUGCUGUCCUCAAAGAGGCUUGUGCUGGUAUGACCAAUUCCAGUUGUUAUAACAUAAGGCAAAGUCAUUUUGGUCGCAUCUUAACUGGCUGUUUGUGAAUUUCUGAACCACACUUUAGCGAGCAUGAUGGAUUUGAUCUUUGGUUUCAACCACACAGAAUAUUCUCAGUAUUUCCCUAAACAGGGGAACAUUGGCUUUACAGGGCGAGUAUGAAAAGUAGCCUCAUAUUUCUCCAGAGGUUAAUGAACUUUCAAUGACGAGAGCCAGACUGAGGCCGUAUUGCAUGCACACAAACACACACACAGGAAGCCAGCUUGUUUUGGAUGAUGCUUUGAGUUUUGGGACUGUUUUGUCAAGCUGUGUAACAAAAAAGAAAAGAAAUGAUAGGCUAAAUGAAACCUUAUUUACAACUUUGUCCACAAGCAAGUGCAUACGUGUUCAAAAUGUACAGCAGGCGGCUGUCAGUCGUGGGACUUUCAGUCCCCUCACUUUUUCACUCGUUUAAAUGAAAAUCUGUCUCCUCCUUUUCCCUGCCUUACACCAUUAAAAUAACACACAGUGUUUCCACUGUUACUCCAAAUCUGCGCAGGAGGGAAGAGCAAGAUAACGGCUGAACAUUUCUGUAGGAUGUGCACAGUUUAAAAUGUGCUUAAUUGCAUUAAUGUGUAUGACAGACAGAGGGGGGAGGAGGGUUGGGUAUCUAUAGAAAAGGGAAGCGUUUGCUUGUCUGUUUGUACGCCCCUGUGCCAUUCGAGCGUAUGAAGGGCCGUUAAUGCAUGUCCUGGGAAUAGGGUUGGUGUGAAGGAGAAGAGCUGAGGAGCUGAGGAGCAGGAAGUGAACUUUUGGCUGGUGCGUUGUGUUGAGCAGGAUGUGCCGUGUGCUUCUGCUCAGAGGCAGAUAGAGAGACGGAGAAUGGGGAGGGAGAGGAGCAGGGAGAGCGCAGCAGGGUGGACGCGAGCCAUUGUCUCAGUAUGAAAGCCUGUUCGUACUUCUAAAACUCUCCAUUCAGAAAACAAGUUGACUGUAUCUUCUCUUUUCCUUCCCCUUUUUUUUGCUCUUUGGGAAUAGACCUCUGCUCAGUAUCACGGUGACGCGACAUCAUGGGCUUUCCAAGGGCUGCACAGCGAGGAAGCCAUUCGGACAUUUUGUUACAAUUUGGGGAUUUUUUUUUUUUUAAUUGGGGCAGCGCUGAUCAAUAUGAAGGGCCUAGAAACUGUAAUGUAAUUCAUAAUUUAGAAAAUGGCAGUAUUUUUAUUGCUCUGUGGUUGAUUCAAUUAGUAAAAUUACAAGAGUCUUGUUUCAAUUUGCUGGUGUAGCCACUUGCCCCAUGGGGGUUUUAUGCCAUAAUGCCUUUGUUAACGUUAUUUAUAGGACACACCCGCCCAGAAAACCUCUCAUUGCCACCAAAGUGGUUUUGAUGAAGAUGUUUAGAAAGUAAUAAACUCAGGCAUUCGAAACAA